AGAGAGUUGCUCAGUGUGUGCGAUCAAUAGCUGCUCCUCUUUCUGUGGAAUAAAUUGUGACUGCUGUACGUCAUCGAUUCAUUCAUAAAAACCAGACACCGGCAUGUAUGCUUCCAGCAUCUGUAAUACUAAAUAAAGAGGAUCAUGGACCAGUCAGAAAAGAAUGGGAUUAUACAGCUCGAUCAGGAGUUAAACUUGAAAUCUUAUGAAGAUUCCGAAAUAGCUCCAGGUAAAAGAGGGACUUUUGGGUGUUCUUCUUCUAUCCAACUAUUGGAAUGCAGAAUUGAUAAGGGCAGGUGGGCCUCAUUGCUGAUAUGCUGACACUUCUACUGAAUCUCUGUACAUCCUGCUGACAACGUACCUUUGCUACUAUGAUCUGGUCAGAGAUAGUUUUCCACUUUUAUCUUUAUACACUGAAAUACAGUACAUCUCAGCACUUGUGAUAAUGGGCUGUGACCAUACAGUUGACAACCAGCUUUCUGAAGAAAAGAUCUCUAUGGUGUUUUAGUGAUGAACUCUUCAUUGCCUCCACGUAUACUGGAACUUUAUAUAAGCAGCUUGGAUGGUAACAAUACAGUGCCAACAACCAAAUCCAAAUUGUCAUCAUGUGAUCAAGUGGUAAUAGCUGCCGAGGUAUUUUUAACCCUUGGGAUUGUAAGUCUUCUUGAAAACAUCCUGGUCAUCUCUGCUAUUAUUAAGAACAAGAACCUGCAUUCGCCCAUGUACUUCUUUGUAUGUAGCUUAGCAGUAGCUGACAUGUUAGUUAGUGUGUCUAAUGCAUGGGAGACAAUUGCUAUCAAUCUUAUCAACAAUAAACAUCUAGUCAUGGAAGAUGCCUUCGUACGUCAUAUUGACAAUGUUUUCGAUUCCAUGAUCUGUAUUUCAGUGGUUGCUUCUAUGUGCAGUUUACUUGCCAUAGCAGUAGAUAGGUAUAUUACUAUUUUCUAUGCUUUACGGUACCAUAACAUCAUGACUGUGAAGAGGGCUGGAGCCAUCAUUGCUUGUAUUUGGACAUUCUGUACAGGGUGUGGAAUUAUCUUUAUUCUCUACUAUGAAUCAACUUAUGUCAUUAUAUGUCUUAUUACUAUGUUUUUCACUAUGCUUUUCUUAAUGGUAUCUUUAUACAUUCAUAUGUUCUUGUUGGCGCGCACUCAUGUAAAGAGGAUAGCUGCUUUACCAGGGUAUAAUUCUGUCCACCAGAGAACAAGUAUGAAAGGCGCCAUCACCCUAACCAUAUUGAUAGGUAUAUUUAUUGUAUGCUGGGCUCCAUUCUUUCUCCACCUCAUUCUCAUGAUUUCCUGUCCACAGAACCUUUACUGUGUCUGUUUUAUGUCUCAUUUCAACAUGUACCUUAUUCUGAUAAUGUGCAAUUCUGUCAUUGAUCCUCUGAUAUAUGCUUUCCGCAGUCAGGAAAUGCGUAAGACAUUCAAGGAAAUCAUUUGCUGCUGUAAUUUGCGAAUCUCCUGUGAACUGCCUAGUAAAUAUUAAUAAAAUACUUGAUAAUGUCAUAUUGGUCCAUUUGUUUAGUUUCUGUCUCCUGAUUUUAAAGAUAUAUUUAUGGCAGGUCUGUAUUUUAUACACAUAAGUACAGAAUUGGUUACUCAAUAGGGAAGGCAUAAAGGCUAUGGACACCUUUUAAAAAAAUGUUUUUUUAUUAUUUUCUUUUUCCUGAAUGCAAAAUUAAGUAACUUUCUAAACAGUCUUUAUCAGUAAAGCUGAUAAUCAACAAUAGGAUAAACACAUCAGACAGACUUUCUGCUUGCGAGGAAUUUCCUUUGCAAUUUCAGUAAGGGGAAC
Hyla sarda is the source of this 1797-nucleotide messenger RNA. It is a transcript of the gene MC5R, whose product is annotated as melanocortin 5 receptor. Gene Ontology annotation, molecular function: melanocortin receptor activity. The coding region runs from base 511 to 1488 and encodes 325 amino acids. Gene Ontology annotation, biological process: G protein-coupled receptor signaling pathway. The transcript has 3 exons. Gene Ontology annotation, cellular component: membrane. The record is from RefSeq and is a predicted model, not a curated record. NCBI's taxonomy places the organism in Eukaryota, Metazoa, Chordata, Amphibia, Anura, Hylidae.